CAACGUGUCUUCGAGAGAAAACAAUACUGAUGGUUGGACCAAGGGAGGCUGGGAAAACUACCCUUACAGAAGGACUUGUCAACCAUAGUCUGGGAGUGAAUUGGGAAGACAACUUCAGAUUCACAAUCACUGAUGAAACCCCUACCAGCAAGGGGUCACACACCGAGUGGAUCACUUGCUACAAAGUACAUCCCAUAAUGGAGCAUGCUGAUUUCAUUUUGAACAUAGUCGACACCCCAAGCUUUAAUGACGAAUCAGGAUCAACCGAAAGUAACCAGGAUCUGCUGAAACACCUCAAAGGUUUCUUAUCCGCCAGAGGUCCUAAGGGUUUGAAUCGUGGAAUCGACGCCGUAUGCCUCGUCAUACCAGCCAAUCCCGUCCAGUAUAAGGGUAUAGACGUGAUUUUACAGGACAUAUUUAACAGCAUAAUGUCAAUUUGUGGUGUCAACAUGCUGGAGAAUAUCAUCCCUAUGCUAACGUUUGCUGAUGGAAAGGAACCAUCCGUGUUAUCCAUCCUCUCAUCAGUUGGUGUUCCAACACAACAUCGCUUUGUCUUUAACAGUUCAACACUCUUCCCUCCGUACUCUAACGACGCUCAAUUGGGUAAGACCUUAUGGCAAUUCAGAUCCAGAGGAUAUGAAGAGUUUUUAGAGCAUCUUCCGAACAUGAAACCCAGUCGAGUACUCGAGAACAACCCUAUUACACCAAGACCAGACACAAAACCAGUUGGACAAGAAGAGAUCAUGACCCAUUUACAGGGAAAUCGCUUGGAGAUUGACGUCAAACUUAUGGAUCUUGCGACGGUGAAGGCUGACAAAGAUACCUUGAAAAAGUUUGCUGUAGACAUAGAACUAAAUAAAUCGUUUUCAUUCGAGGAGGAAAUUUACCAACAAGAGAAAAUUCCACUGGAUCCCGGCACACAUGUUACCAACUGCAUAUUGUGUCAUACCACUUGCCACUAUCCCUGUCAAAUUCCGGAUAACAAAGAAAAAAUUCGCUGUUCAGCUAUGGCCAAUGGAAACUGCACAGUUUGUCAUCAGAAGUGUAUCUGGCACAUGCACAGGAACGACCCAUUUAGGAUAGAAGAAAGAAUGGUAAAGGUGACAAGAACGUACGAAGGCCUCAAAGCAAAAUAUGAAUUUGGCAUGCAAGAAAAUGUACCGGCAGACGCGAUGCAACUUGCCAUCAAAAGGGCCUUUGUGUCUUUACUGGAGGAAGUCAUCUCGUUGAUUUCAAAAACUGUUAAAACUAGCAACGACUUGCAAGGAGUUCGAAACACUGAACAAGACUUUGUCAAGCUUAUGAUUAACACAGAAGAACAGCAAAAGAAAGCUGGGUUCAGGAAACGCUUGGAAUUGCUUCGUGCUAUCCAAAAUAAUUCUACGGUUUCCGUUUCUGACCCAAAUGCCUGGCUGCACGAGAUGGGAUUCGUCGACUGGUAAAAGUGACAUUGGAUAGACUAGUUGUCAAUAUCGUGUUGCUGUCCAAAGCCAACUAAUAUCAUUGGCAAUACAUUGACCGAUAUUUUAAAACUAAAUGAUAAUCAGAAGUUCUUGUUGAUAGUUUCGCGAUAUCAUUAUCAUCUUGGAAAGCAGCCCCGUGUUGAUAUGAAGUUGAUGUAAAACUUGAAUUUUUCCGGUGCAAAAAAGGGUAAAGUAAUUUACUUUUCAAUUAAUUUUACUGCUUCAUUCAACACCUUAAUUCUAACACUGUUUUUAUUUUUUAUUAUCAUUUUCAUUAUCAUAAUGAUUAUUUUAUCUAUUGUUAUAAGAAUCAAGAUGUUGAACUUAUAAAGUAUGCCUUUGUUUAAAUGUGAUAUAUCAACAAAUACAAGACAUUAAUAACACCAUGCUCAAGUGAACGUUUAGAAAAACUGAAAGUUGAUUGAUAAUAAAUAAUCAAUUAUUUAUUCAUUUUCAAUUUAUAGAACAAAAGAGAAGAUCAAACUUUUGCAGGAUGUUAAACGCGUACGUUUGUUAUGUUUGGUGUUGUAUCAAAAUUUACUUUUGUAAACUCUUGUUUUCAUUCUACUAUAAUUACUCUUUGUCGAAGAUGGAGCUUAUUUUGGUGACCGUAACUGUAGAAAUAUAGACAAAUAUCUAAUCACCUUUGAUUUCUGAGUUAAACUUGGAGUAUAAACAUGUGUGGUGUAGGUAUAAGCUCCCAUAUAUUCCCUUCCAAAUUGAUGUAGACUUAGUUUAUGAUUUUACUGAUUUUGUUUCAAAGCAACGCAAUGAGAAACAACCAUGUAUGUACAUUUUUAUGUAAAAGAAGAUAGUAUAUAUCACCUUAUUGGCUUAGCCUAUUGGCAAUUUCCCUUCAGCUUAGUAGGUAGAAGGUUUGCCUUAAGAGCGAGAGGUCGCAAGUUCGAAGCCUCUCACGUGCAGGUACUUUUCAUUGUUCCUUCCUUUUAUAUAUAUACAUUGUACUAACUGUACCAAAUUGCUGUAUCGUUCUGAAUAAUAAAGUUUAUACUAGAUUCAC
Molecule: messenger RNA, 2484 nt
Organism: Pecten maximus
Lineage: Eukaryota; Metazoa; Mollusca; Bivalvia; Pectinida; Pectinidae
Exons: 2
Coding region: 30-1442 (470 amino acids)
Source: RefSeq, a predicted model, not a curated record